Megalobrama amblycephala (Wuchang bream) is the source of this 2890-nucleotide messenger RNA. RefSeq lists its product as uncharacterized. Gene Ontology annotation, cellular component: plasma membrane. Bases 167 to 2476 code for a protein of 769 amino acids. Lineage: Eukaryota; Metazoa; Chordata; Actinopteri; Cypriniformes; Xenocyprididae. Gene Ontology annotation, molecular function: carbonate dehydratase activity; zinc ion binding. The transcript is spliced from 18 exons. The record is from RefSeq and is a predicted model, not a curated record.
AAAUCACCCUAAGCUUGUUUGUUCCUUUUAAAGCUUUUGAGUAUAAUGCUGUUGGAGUAAUUGUGCUGAAGUAGAGUUUUGCAGAUUUAAUAUUGCUGGGGUUUUGGUUGUUUGUUGGAAGAGAAGAACCUGUCUGAUCUAGUGAAAUUUUGUUUAAUUAACUAAAAUGCUGAAUGAUUGGUUUAUGACCUGCCUUGCAGCUUGUUUGUUGUCUGUGUCAUACAGCGCACCACUGUCUGUGGCUUGGUGUUAUGAUAAGCCGUCAUGUAGUGACAUCACAUGGCCCAUAAUUGCCAAAAAAGACUGUAAUGGCACUCAACAGUCUCCAAUAGACAUCAUAACUGCCAAUGUCCAGGCUAAUGCUAAUCUGACCUCAUUCAACUUCACUGGCUACGAUGACAAAACGACCUUAACCGAGAUCAAAAACACUGGCAAGACAAUCAAAGUUACACUUAAUCACACAAGAAUGCAUGUGGAAGGAGGGGAUCUGCCAGGCUCGUUUGCCAGUAAACAGUUUCAUCUCCACUGGGGUAAUGGCAGUGCCAUGCCUGGAUCUGAACACACUGUGGAUGGCAAACAAUACCCGAUGGAGCUGCACAUAGUGAAUAAGUUUGAACAUAACGGGUCAACUCAGUUAGCUGCUCUUGGUUUCUUCAUCGAGGCCACUAAUGACACUGGUAAACCAGAGAGCUGGAAGACUUUGACAUCCUACCUGGCAAAAAUUGCAAAUGCAGGUGAUAAAGCAUGCAUCACUGAAUAUAUCUCUAUGGAUGAUCUGCUUCCUGGAGUGGACAGGACGAAAUAUUACCGUUAUCUUGGCUCUUUGACCACACCAAACUGUAAAGAAGGUGUGGUGUGGACCAUCUUUAAAGACCCUGUCAAAGUCAGCCAGGAUUUGAUUGACCUUUUCAGCAAGAGGGUUUAUGUCAACACUGCGACCGACUCCCCUCUAAUGGUGGACACGUUCAGGGGUGUACAGCCUGUCAACGGCAGGAUCGUGUCGUCACAGGUGGCAGGUACCGGAGCUACCGGUCCUAUAUCCCAAACGGCAUCUAACUUUGACUUUCUAGACCUCUCUUUUGAGUGUCAUACCCCUGAACCUUACCCUGCAUUUGAGUUCCCAACUGACGCAUACUAUUACUAUUCAACUAAAGCUCAAGAGCUGCUGUUUUACUGGUGUAUGUACAGUAUGAGGUUUUGUAUGAUGAAUGCUUUCAUGGCCUGCCUUGCAGCUUGUCUGUGGCUGUUGGUACCCACUGCAUCAACCUCUGCACCGUGGUGUUAUAACAGCCCAUCCUGUAAUGAUGUCACUUGGCCCACAAUUGCAAGUAAAGACUGUAAUGGCACUCAACAGUCUCCAAUAGACAUCAUAACCGCCAGUGUCCAGGCUAAUGCUAAUCUGACCUCUUUCAACUUCACUGGCUACGAUGACAAAACGACAUUAACUGAGAUUAAAAACACUGGCACGACAAUCAAAGUGACACUUGAUCAAAAGAGAAUGCAUGUGGAAGGAGGGGAUCUGCCAGGCUCAUUUGCCAGUACAGAGUUUCAUCUCCACUGGGGUAACGGCAGCGCCAUGCCUGGAUCUGAACACACUGUGGAUGGAAAACGAUACCCUAUGGAGUUGCAUAUUGUAAAUAAGGCUGAGCGUAAUGGCAGUAUGACUGGUGAUCCAGAAUUGGCAGUUCUUGGUAUCUUCAUUGAGGCCUCUAAUGACAUUGGGAAACCUAUGAGCUGGAAGAACUUGACUUCUUAUCUUCAGAAAAUUGCCAAUGCAGGUGAUAAUGAACGCAUUUACCACAAUAUCUCCAUGGAUGAUCUGCUUCCUGGAGUGGACAGGACUAAAUAUUACCGUUAUAUUGGCUCUCUGACCACACCAAACUGCACUGAAGGUGUGGUGUGGACUAUCUUUAAAGAUACAUUCAAAGUCAGCCAGGAUUUGAUUGACCUCUUCACUACGACUCUGUACAUCAACACGACCACCAACUCUCCUCUAAUGACCAACACUUUCAGGGGUGUUCAGCCCGCCAAUGGCAGGAUUGUGACGUCACAGGUGCCAGGUACCAAAACUACUGGCCUGCUUACACCAACUAGGCUGACAUCAACUACAAAACCAACUACAACAUCAACCGCAAAACCAACUACAACAUCAACCGCAAAACCAACUACAACAUCAACCGCAAAACCAACUACAACAUCAACCGCAAAACCAACUACAACAUCAACCGCAAAACCAACUACAACAUCAACCGCAAAACCAACUACAACAUCAACCGCAAAACCAACUACAACAUCAACCGCAAAACCAACUACAACAUCAACCGCAAAACCAACUACAACAUCAACCGCAAAACCAACUACAACAUCAACCGCAAAACCAACUAAACCAAGAUCAAGCGCUACAAACCCAUCCCAGGCUCUCGUGUGGCCACUUGGGAGUCUUGUAAUCCUGUACUACAUCAUACCUUUGUUCUAAAAUUGGUCCAUGAAAUUAAGAUACUUUUUAACUGAUGACUUUAGACCUGAUGGUAUAAUCCAUUUGAUUAAAAAAAACACACACAAAAAAAAAACACACCAUGUAAAGUAAUGUAAAUUUUAUCUGCUUUAGUGUAUAGUUCUUAUUGUCAAGGUUUAUUAAUGUUGUGGAAAGAUUUGUGUUUUUCAGUUAAAUGCUAGUUUCCUCACACUCAGUUUGUUCCCUGCAACUGUUUCAUAUGGAAGUGGAUGUGUUGCAGGUUGUAUACUGAUUUUAGUGCAAAGUUUUGAGAACAUUUGAGCUUCAGUUUGUGAAAACCAGUCAUUUUCAUGUUGUGAUUUCUACUCCUUGCAUUUUUAAAUGCAUAUUCAUUUGUCACAUGGAAAAACUUCAUUAAAAUGAAUAAUUGUAUCA